Messenger RNA from Girardinichthys multiradiatus, 3616 nucleotides. RefSeq names its product transcription factor JunD-like. Gene Ontology annotation, cellular component: transcription regulator complex. Lineage: Eukaryota; Metazoa; Chordata; Actinopteri; Cyprinodontiformes; Goodeidae. Gene Ontology annotation, molecular function: transcription factor binding; RNA polymerase II cis-regulatory region sequence-specific DNA binding; DNA-binding transcription factor activity, RNA polymerase II-specific. The transcript has a single exon. The record is from RefSeq and is a predicted model, not a curated record. Gene Ontology annotation, biological process: regulation of transcription by RNA polymerase II; regulation of cell cycle; regulation of cell population proliferation. Bases 1338 to 2159 code for a protein of 273 amino acids.
CAAGGACCUCAAACUAAGAAGAGAUUUAUCUUUAAAGUGUUAGUCUUUGUGUGAGAUUUUAAUUAGGAAAUGAGGUUCGGGUACCCCAGGCUCACAUGACUCUCUUAAGUAAACAUUAUAAAUAUUAUGUCGAAUAUUAAUUCUGAACUGAUACAAAUGUUAACAGCACUAACAAUUAAUCAAGUUAGAUACUUUGAUAAUGCCUGGAAGGAGGUUAAUUUGUCACAGAAGCAUACAAAAAAGAAUUUAAAUGAAAGAACAAGUAUAGAAAAGUAUCAAAGUUCUACAAACAUUUAAAACUGAAAUGAAAAACGAUCAAUUCAACGCAGGUUAUGCUGAUUUAAUAUGACGUUUAAACAACAUGUAAGACAGAGCAAUAAACAAAGGAAAAAUCAGUAGGAACCAGUUGAGACAGUCGUACAAAAUUACAUCAGUAAGACAUAACUUGUUUUUCUCACUGUCUGACAUUAAAUCUGACUAAACAUUUUCUGCUUUUGCCAUUUGUUUCUGUUAAAAUACUGAAAUAUACAUACACAUGGGUAAAACAUUUUAAGGUAGUAUUACUAAAGAUUCUCAAAACAAAGCUGGAAUUUUGGCCCAUUCCUCCUGACAGAACUUUUGAGGGAGGUUUUCAGGCCGCCUUUUUCAAACACAUCUGUUUAGCUCUACCCACAAAUCCUCUAUGGGCAUUCAGCAAAUCCUAACAGACCUUAAACAGGUCUGAUUUAAUGUCAAAACGGUGAGAUAAUAUACAGUUUGUAAAUAGUACACUUAAGUAAAAUUGUACGUGAAAAACUACUUUUAGAGAUAACAAGACUCUUGGAAAAGAAAAAUCUGCAUGAUAGUGUCUGAUAAUUAUUUGGGAUAACACUGACAUUACCUUGUGAUUUUAAUAAAAAACUAUUUAUAUAUAUUCAAGGUGUAUACUACUGUAUACCCACUCGGUAUCAUAAAAAAACACGCUCAAAGAAGACAAUCCGCCAGAUAUUGUCUGGUUCUGAAAUUACUCGCAGAGUGAGACAUCCAUCUUCUUUCCGUUCCCAGACUGUCUUUGUUUAGUCAAAGAACGUCGAGCUAGAACGUAAUUUCUGUCCAAUGAGCGCGCUGUGACGUGACAUAAUGGAACGUAACCGUGUAAAAACGCUCGAGGCGGAGCGUGGAGCGAACAUUCUGCUUCAGUUGAUCGGUCUGACAGCAGCUUCAGGCUGAGUGAGGCUAUAACAGACAUUUACCAGCAGAUUUCUCACACCGCAGGUCAUUUCUGGGAGGUUAUGGACACGACGCCGCUCUGAAGAAGUGUCGAGCAGACUAAUAGUAUCAGUGAACACUCGGAAAUAAUGAUGAAGAAGGAUAUCAAUCUGACCCUGGUGGACGACGCAGACCUUAAACCGCAUCUCCGCGACGCAGAGAGCCUCCUCAACUCCCCGGAUUUGGGUCUGCUCAAGCUGGCGUCUCCUGAACUGGAGAGGCUCAUCAUUCAGUCCAACGGACUGGUUACCACGACGCCGACCAGCUCCCAGUUCCUCUACCCAAAGACGGUGACGGACGAGCAGGAGUUCGCCGAAGGCUUCGUGAAGGCGCUGGAGGACUUGCACAAGCAGAACCAGCUGAACGGAACCGCUCAGACGAACAGCACCCUUGACCUCGGGCCUAACAUCCCCCCGGUGACCGUGCAGCCGGAUCUGCCGGUGUACACGAACCUGAACAGUUUCGGCAGUGGGCCACUGGGAACCACUGUCAACUACUCCACGGACACUGUUCCAUUCCCGCCCCCUCCGUCACAUCACCUGGGGGCAGCCCCGAUGCAACCGGAGCUCUCCCGGGUUCAGCCGCCGAAAGAGGAGCCUCAGACGGUCCCCGACGUUCAGAGCUUCGGGGACAGCCCGCCGCUGUCUCCCGUUGACAUGGACUCUCAGGAGAGCAUCAAAGCCGAGAGGAAGAGGCUCAGGAACCGGAUUGCCGCCUCCAAGUGUCGAAGGCGCAAACUGGAGCGGAUCUCCAGGCUGGAGGACAAGGUAAAGACGCUGAAAACCCAGAACACCGACCUGGCUUCCACCGCAAGCCUGCUGAGGGAGCAGGUGGCCCAGCUGAAACAGAAGGUCCUCACCCACGUCAACAGCGGCUGCCAGAUGUUACCACACGAGGUCCAGGUGCACUGAUGGGUGGACCAGACCUUCAGAUGGGCUAUUGAACAGCUAAUAAGCUUCACAGACUUUAUUCGUGUCGGUUCAUCUGUAUGUAGCCCAGAUGCGUCCCACUCUGCCAGGCGACGUCAGCCGGUCUCUACAUCACUAACAGAGCCGGCCCAAGGCAGAAGCGAAUAAAGCAGCUCUUCAGCGCCCCACAACCAUAGUGGGCCCCCAAGAACAUUUGAAUUCUCACACUUAACCUCGGUCAUAAAUCUAUGAAUUUGUUUAUUGUGAGUUAGCAUACUUUUAAAUGCAGACAGUUUCACCUAAUUUAAAAUAUUUCAAAUUGUUUAAUAUUGAAGGAAUUAUGGUUGAGACCUGAAAUAACUGGCAAAUGUACUAGUUGUAAAUAUACAAAAAAAAGUAUGUUAGCAUAUUCACUACUUAAAGCUACCAGGUUAAGCUUUUCUACUGUUUGUGUCUAUGUUGGUAUCACAUUUCAUGCACAGGCUAACUCUUUGCAAAGAAGUCCCAGCUUAUUAUUGCCUUAUUAAGGCUUAUUAAUUUUCUUGCAGGUGUGUUAUGAACGCAGCCAGGCAAACUUGGGCCCUUGUUCCUAAUUUAACCAAAUCUCAUGAUGGAAACCUGGUUAGUGUUGCCUAAUGUGUAAUGGACUUAACAGGAAGGGGGCAUCUGAACCAAAUUCUGCUUAAGGCACCAUACAUCCUUGGGCUGGCUCCGAUUACUAUAAUGUUAUGUAAGAUUGGUGAAAUAUAAGCAUGCGUGGUAGAACAUAACUCAACAUUAACACAGAGGCUUUAACAGUGUUAUUGAUGUAUAGAAAGGGCAUAAUGUUGCUCCCAGAGCUAUUUCUUUAUUUGCCUAUCCCUACCAUCUAUUUGAUUUUCAGUUUCUAAUUGGUUUAUUAGAUUCCAGCCAGAAUGAAGAUACCUUCAGCCUAAUUUGUAAACCUGUUCUACCUCGUAUGUGUGUUCGCUAGUGGGAGAAAGAGGAACCUUUUAAAGAUUUCUCGAUUUCCAGUUCUUAAUAGUGUUGACGUGGCUGUAUUCAGUCUCAAAGCUGGACAAAAUGGAUAUUUCUACAUGAAUAUCACCAUUAACCCUCAUCAUGAAGGAGGUGGUUGUAAGAAAAAAAUACUUGCAGUUGGUAUGAGAUAAUCUCAGUAUAUAACCUAUUUACUCUGUAUUUCUUUAGGGAAAAACUUGCAUGUAUUGGACAAGCUCGAAUGUUGCCCUCAGCUGUGUGUUAUAGGGCACAAGGUUCUCUGUGUCUAUCUUAUUUACCUUGACACGUGGAUUUUGUCUAUUUUUUUUACUUGGGCGUGUCCUUAUUUCAGUGCGUUUUGGUUUAAAAAUGUGAAAAGCCGUAACUUUCUGUUGCACAGACUGUUGCUAUCACCUGUAGCCUACAGUAAGUUUUGGAUUGAUGCUGUCGUGUUUUGAAUUAAAUGCUGCUCAGCAAAUAAA